This is a messenger RNA of Fomitopsis serialis, 1596 nucleotides long. RefSeq lists its product as uncharacterized. Lineage: Eukaryota; Fungi; Basidiomycota; Agaricomycetes; Polyporales; Fomitopsidaceae. Gene Ontology annotation, molecular function: oxidoreductase activity. The coding region runs from base 1 to 1596 and encodes 531 amino acids. The record is from RefSeq and is a predicted model, not a curated record. The transcript has 10 exons.
AUGACUUCACAGGUUGGCGAUGCGCUGCAUCCGACAUCCUACGAUUACAACCCAGACAUCCCUUACACAUCGAACAUGAGCGCGAGCGACUUCCGUCCCAUCAUCACCGGAGCCACUGGCGGCGAGCCUAUCGCAGGAGCGUUGGCACCCAACCGCGUCGAGUUCCGCGACUUCGUCAAGGACAAGCAGCAGUUUUCGCUCUAUGUCCAAGCUCUCGAGGUCAUCUUCAAGGAGCCCUUCGACAGGGACUUCUCGUGGCCUGCCAUUGGCGGUAUCACGCAAAGCCUCCACGCUGCCGCCCUGAAGAUUGCCCACGAGUACACGACAGACAAGCUCGGAUGGGUCAAGGCUGCGCAGAACUUCCGUGUGCCCUUCUGGGACUGGGCGCGCCCCGUCCCUGCGGGAGAGCCCGCUACCGUCAAGAACCCCGUGCACUCUUUCACCUUCCUUUCGAAGUUCCCGUACACGACCUUCGAUGCUCCGUACAACGGUUGGCAGACCACUCUCAGGUACCCCACUAGCGACCAGCCGGAUGCGAAGAGCCAGAUGGACCUCUUCGAGAGCACGUAUGGCCAGAACAAUAGCCAGGUCCGCACGCAGACAUACCAGAUGCUCACGCGGCUCGUUACGUGGAACUACUUCAGCAACCACACAACGAAGCAGAACCCGCCUAUCGCCAACAGUCUCGAGACCAUUCACGACAACAUGCAUCUGUUGAUUGGUGGAAACGAGCAAUACGAGGGGCACAUGUCCGAUGUCCCUGUCGCUGGCUUCGAUGCUGCAUUCUUCUUGCACCACGCCAACGUCGAUAGGCUGCUGUCGCUCUGGCAGGCCAUCAACUACGAUGUCUGGGUCACCCCGGGAGACCAGCCCGGCGGAACCUACACCAUCAAGGAUAACGGCCCUGUCAAUGUUCAGUCCGAUCUGACUCCGUUCUGGCUCACUGAGUCGUCGUUCUGGAAUUCGACCCAACCCCGCGGAGAUCCGCACGGCCACUUCGAGCGCGUCGGGAAGCUCUACGGACCUGUCAGGCCGACACCGCUUACCGUCCAGCCUGGUGGCCCCGAGAUCCCUGCUGGUGGCCCCGGCCCCGUCCAGCCUGGCGGUCCCGAGAAGCCCCCGACUGGGACGAGCUCCGGCGGCUCCACGUCCGUCGAGUACAACAGCACGACGCACGAGUGGACCGUGCACAUCCGCUUCAAGAAGUUCGAGCUCGGGAAGAGCUACUCCGUCCAGGUCUUCCUGGGCGAGACGUACGUCGGCUCCGUGUCCGCGUUCACGAGUGCCUCCGCGCACCGGUGCGAGAACUGCCGGAACAACCUGGACAUCGAGCUGGAGGGCUUCGUGCACCUGAACGAGGUUCUACUGCAGAAGCUGCACACGCUCUCGCCGGACGUCGUGAAGCCCUACUUGACGAAGGAGCUCAGCCUCAAGGUCCAGGGCAGGAAGCGCGAUCUGCCGUCGCUCAAGGUGGCUCCGUUCUCGCGCCACGUCUACCAGGACUCGCCAUACGAGGUCCCGAGGCUGGGCGACGUGACUUACCACCAUGGUGUUCUCAGUGGCAAGCCCGGCCACACCCCGGCUGAGCGCUGGUGA